This is a messenger RNA of Diaporthe citri, 2514 nucleotides long. RefSeq lists its product as uncharacterized. The coding region runs from base 1 to 2514 and encodes 837 amino acids. The transcript has a single exon. Gene Ontology annotation, molecular function: mRNA binding. The record is from RefSeq and is a predicted model, not a curated record. NCBI's taxonomy places the organism in Eukaryota, Fungi, Ascomycota, Sordariomycetes, Diaporthales, Diaporthaceae. Gene Ontology annotation, biological process: P-body assembly; deadenylation-independent decapping of nuclear-transcribed mRNA. Gene Ontology annotation, cellular component: P-body.
AUGGAGAACCCUCAGGCGUGGGCGGGCUGGUCAGUCCUUGUGAGGCUCAAGAACCCGCCUAUCAGCCUGACUGGAAAGAUCGAACGGCUCGUCCCCGGCGAAAAUGUCACCUUGGUCAAUGUGUGGAUCGAGAAUAAGGACUGGCGCGGGCGGAUCGUGAUCGCUUCUGGUGAUAUCGCAGACCUCCAAAUACAGGAAGAAUCCGGCCCUCAGCAGCCCUACCAGCAGCCGACCCCGCCGGCCGCGCCUCUUGCGCAGGUGCAGCAGCAUCCGGCGCCAUCUGGAUGCCAGAGCAUGGCUUCGCCUACCACGCCCACUGCGCCAGCCCACCACGCUUCCGUGUACCAGGGACAUAAUCAGCCUCGUCAUCAGCAGCAGCCACAGCCGCAGCAACAGCCGAAUCAACAGGGCGCACCCUUUGCGCCAGCAUUGCAAGGACUGUUCCAAGCAGCUGCUCAAGAGCAAGCCCCUGCGGCGCCCCAGCCGGCCAAGCCCGCUUUUGUCGACCCUGCGAUCCUCUCGAUGGGAAAGCCGCCCGUAAGAGCAUCGCCAGGGGCUGUGAGCCAGGCGCCUCUGGUCCGCGCCUCUCCACAAACAACGCAACCUUUAUCGGCUUUUUCCAACCGCCCAAUCUCGAACAACAAGGUGCAGCGUUCGCCAAUCCCGAAAGUCACAUUUGGAGAGACAUCCAGGGAGCAGACCCCUAAAGGAAGCCUCGUUGAAUCUAUGGAGGGUCUGAACGUACGGGCUGAACUGGCUGAUACUGAUGCCGCCGUGGCUGAGGAAGAAGCUGCAGCCGAACUGCAGGAAAACCAGGCCGGCGCGUCCAAGAAAAACCGGAAGCGAAACCGAAAGAAGAACGCGCAAGAUGUCCCUGUGGAAGAGGCAACCCCAUCAAAAGGAGCGCGUCAAGGGAAGAAGGGCAAGGGCUGGCGAGAGACCCCAAUGCUGGAAGACACAGCCUCCUUCCAACCAUACAAAGCACUGCGACGGACCAAGGGAAACGCCAACGACAAUGGCUGGGCCUCUGAGGACGUUACGGACGUGCAAGAGAUGCCCGAGUUCGAUUUUGAAGGAAGCUUGAAAAAGUUCGACAAGCGUACAUUAUUCUCUGAAAUGCGAGAGAAGGACCAGAUUGAGGAUGCCGCACGCCUGGUCUCCCACAACCGUCGGCCAAAGCCAGGCACGGCUGGAGGCAAGAACUUGCAUCCUACUGAGAACGUGCUGGAUAUGUCUUCUCCGUCAUCGAAGCCAGAUAAAGCCCCUCCAGAUGAUUUCUGGAAGAGCGAGGCCGAUGACGGCAUGCGCAAUGGCAGCGAACGGUUGAGCGGAAGAGAACUUGGAAGUAGGCAGGGUUCUCGCAAAGGCGAGGGCAAAAGCUCUGGCCGGAGGUCGCAAUCUAGAAAGGCCAGUGCUACCACAGUCGGUCAGGUACCAAGCCGGGUAAACUCUGGCGUAAGUGUCCGCGAUGCUGCCAAAGGCCGGCGCAAGGCCAAAAAUGCUGAUCCGCAACAGCUGCCGACAGCUGCCUCUUCCGCCGGCUUCUACGCCGCUCAGAGCGACCGCCGCGUCGAGGUCUUGUCUCCGCUGCAGAUGCUCAAUCUUGAGAACAUAGCACAGAAUGACUUGGGCCUCACGGAGGAUAUGAUGACAGAGAAUGCUGGUCGUGGAAUUGCAGAAGUCGGCCUCCACACAUUAACAGACCCGGCACUCAAGGUACGGCUCGCAGCUGCGGAAGGCGACCCGUCCUCGAUUUCGCCGACCGUCGUCAUUCUGGCAGGCAAUAACAAAUCUGGCUACCGCUCGAUUGCUGCAGGCCGUCAUCUACGGUGCAAGGGAGUUAAUGUUAUCUUGUGCGUGGUCGGCAUUGAAAGAGGAGAGCGGGACCUGUCGGUGGAUAUGACCAGACAACUACGACUCUUCAAAAGCUUCGGCGGCAAGGUGUGCAGCAAGAGCGAACUCUUCGAGCACGUGAGGCAAGCGUCGAUACCCGUCAUCUCGAUGGAUGCACCGAGGAGCGUGCGCCCCCAAGCACCGCCCAUGGCUGUGACCCUGAUCAUCGACGCACUGCUUGGCCACGUGACGCCGUUCGAAGACCUACGCGCAUCUGAGCAAGCCACAGUCUACGAGCUCAUCGAGUGGACGAACCGGAACGAGGCGUUCGUGCUCGCCGUCGACGUGCCGACCGGGAUCGACCACACAACCGGCGAGCCCACGGUACAGGACGGCCACAGCCUGUACAUCCGGCCGCGGUACGUCGUCUCAGUCGGCGCGCCCAAGAAGGGCCUGUUGGAGGCGAUCUCGUACGGGGACGCUGACGACAGCGAGACCGUCACGGGCCACGUGACGGACGACUCUGUCCUCGACUGGAGCCUAUUCCUGGUCGACAUUGGCCUCGGUGCCGCCGUGUGGAAGAGGGCGGGGACCAAGAUCCGACGGGGCAUCGACUUUGGCAACAAGUGGGCGCUGCAGAUCAAGUACCGAUCGACGGAGCUGGACCAGGGUGAAGAGUAA